Fulvia fulva is the source of this 561-nucleotide messenger RNA. RefSeq lists its product as uncharacterized. The coding region runs from base 1 to 561 and encodes 186 amino acids. The record is from RefSeq and is a predicted model, not a curated record. Lineage: Eukaryota; Fungi; Ascomycota; Dothideomycetes; Mycosphaerellales; Mycosphaerellaceae. The transcript is spliced from 2 exons.
AUGAACACCACGAAUCCAUUGCAAAGAUUCACAGACCACCGCACGAGACUCGGCUACCACCGCUACGAUCAAGACACUACCCUCGGCCUGCCCCCAGCAGUCCUCCAUGGCAUGCUCUACGUCGUCUUCGGCAUCAUCCUCUACAUCGUCUACAACGUCACACUCUCCGCGGUCAACAGCACCCUAAGAACCUGGUUUCAGAUCACCAACUCCAACUCGAUCCGCCGCGCUUACACCAGCUCCUCUGUCAAGACCAUCCUCACCGGCCUCAUCACUGGCUAUUACCUCUACCUCGCCAACUUCGGCGCCAUCAAGGCCGAGAUCAUGAAUGGAAAUCUCGACAUCCCGGUUCAGGCUCGAGGUGUUUCGGUGUGGAAGUUCUUGGGAAUUGUUCUUGUGGUUCCGAGCGUUUCGACGUUCACACAGAGGGUGAUUUGGAUGAUGAACAACCGACUUGGCAGAGCGUGGGGGGAGCAUCGCAACCCUGUUUCUAUGGCUAAGGAGGUGCGGGACAAGUCAGAGAAGAUCGAGGCUGAGGCACUUGCUGGGAAUGGGGAAUAG